AUGUUCAUGUAUACCUUCCAUCUCGAAGAACCACACCUCUUCUGGGACCCAUCGUGGUGCGCCUUAGGAAAUUUUGUGCUUGAAGCGGGACCGGAUGAUCGUCGCGGAUAUUACUAUUGGGAGGAGUCCAACAUGCAGUUGUGGAAGUUCAAGGGCGGCGUCGCGACUUUACACGAGUUUGUCUCGGGGGAGAUAUGGUUCAACGAUGGCCUUUUUUUCGACGCGUUUGAAAAGAUCGAGGCAGAUCAUUCUACUUCUGAUCUCGCUUGUUUUGCUAUCCGGGCAGUCCCUUAUUAUUCAAACAGCGCCAUCCGCAUCUUUAUGCGUCGGCUGUCCUCAUGA
Messenger RNA from Desarmillaria tabescens, 342 nucleotides. RefSeq lists its product as uncharacterized. The transcript has a single exon. NCBI's taxonomy places the organism in Eukaryota, Fungi, Basidiomycota, Agaricomycetes, Agaricales, Physalacriaceae. The record is from RefSeq and is a predicted model, not a curated record. The coding region runs from base 1 to 342 and encodes 113 amino acids.